UAUGUAUCAGGGGACCCCAGCUUCGCCAAAUACACUGUAGCUGAAAACAAGUUUGAAAUCUACAGCAGAGAUGUCCAAAAUCGGCUCCUCCACAAUCAUAAUGAUCCAUCACAGCUAAGAAAUUUAGUUUUAUUGAAUGCGAAGAAAAGUGAUGAGUCUAAAUAUGUUCUGGUAAUUAAUUAUGUCAACGUCACACUGCAGACAUCGGAGUAUACCUUACAAUUGUCAGUAAAAGAUCUUUGCUUUGGAAAACCCGAACAAGUAGGAGGAUGCGCAGAAUCAACAUGCUUUACAGGAGGAAACGGAAUCCUAACAACGAUUUACGAUGACAACACAGGCAAGGCACAAACAGUGAAUGGUUACACAAAGGUGAGAAACUGUACGAGUGGUGUCUCUGUCAGUUAUACAUGCUGUAAUGCAGCCGGAACAUGUGAACAGCAAAUGUUCAAAGUGCCCGAAGUAAUUGGUCAAGAUGUCCAAAAAACCAUCGUUGCAUGCAUGAAUGACAAAGUUAUUUUGUCCUUUGAUCUACAUGAGAAGAGGAACCAUACUGUGGAUAGUUAUAUUUGGUACAAACAGGAUGUAUCAGGGGAUCCCAGCUUCGCCAAAUACAGGGUAGCUGAAAACAAGUUUGAAAUCUACAGAGAUGCCCAAAAUCGGCUCCUCCACAAUCAUAAUGAUUCUUCACAGCUGGGAAAUUUAGUUUUACUGAAUGUGAAGAAAAGUGACGUUUCUAAAUAUGUUCUGGUAAUUAGUUAUGUCAACGUCACACAGCAGACAUCGGAGUAUCUCUUACAAUUGUCAGUAAAGGAUCUUUGCUUUGAAAAACCCGAACAAGUAGAGGGAUGCGCAGUAUCAACAUGUUUUACAGGAGAGAACGGAACAUUAACAAUGAUUUACGGUGACGAGGCAGGCACGACACGAACAGUGAAUGGUUACACAGUGGUAAGAAACUGUACAAGUGGUGUCUCUUUUGGCUACUCCUGCUGUAAUGCUGCUAGAGUCUGUGAGCAACAAAUGUUCACAGUCACUGAAGGUAUGUUAAUUGUUGCUUUGAUUUGAGACAAAUCUCUGGGAAUUCAGUUGUAAAUGAAUAAAGAUCCAUUCAGAUUUUUACCUAAUCUUACUCAUCAUGAGGCGGUCUAUUACAAGUGUAAAAUGCUUGUUUUUUGUUAUUCCUAUAACAUUCCUAUCAAUUAAAUACAUUGACCAAUAUUUU
Messenger RNA from Saccostrea cuccullata (small rock oyster), 1219 nucleotides. RefSeq lists its product as uncharacterized. NCBI's taxonomy places the organism in Eukaryota, Metazoa, Mollusca, Bivalvia, Ostreida, Ostreidae. The record is from RefSeq and is a predicted model, not a curated record. The annotation marks the transcript as partial. The transcript has 6 exons.